CCUUCGGUGGUGGAACAAACAUUCCUUCGAAUCCAUGGAAAAUUCACGCAGACAUGUUUCCAGUCCCUCCCCUCAUCCUUCGUCUAUCCAGGCCGCGAGCCUCCAAUCAGAUAUGUAGGCGACUUCCUCCCAUCCGCGUCAAGCGCCCCCCCAGGCUCACCUACAGCCUUCCGCCGCCAUCAUCCCGAGAGGAUCAAGCAUCCACACUGAGGAAAUCCCAUGCUAUCCGCGCCGAACCCUAACCUGUCCAUGUCCCAGAACACGCAUUUCCCAGAACACAUCCCGCAUAUCCAUUCCCCUCUCGUCCGCAGCUUCCCCACCCACGCCAUGCUCGCCAACCGGCCCCGUGACAGACAGCCCGAAGCAGCCCACGCGUCUUCUCCGACCGGGCCCUCUCCAAAGGACUCGGCGGCGGCCACGGGCCCGAGCAUCCUUGGGGGGUUUUGUCUUUUUCGGCGGCGAUUCGAACCGAUCGUUGUUCCGUCCACGAUGCGUGUUGGUGGGUCUUGCUUCCGGGCGUGGAUUCCCUCCCAGUUCAUCCGAAACCGACGGAUCGUCGAUGACGCGAAUGGGCAGGACGGAGGACCCGACGAUUGGCGCCCGCAAUGCCGAGCGGUCGCGCUCAGCUCGAAGCCCCAUCCCCAAUCGACCCCCGAUGUCACAAGGGCCGUGAUCCCGACAGACAGACCCCGAAAUCACGACCGCACAUCGUCGGCAAGGGAACCCGCCACACCCAGGUCCCCACCCCGCGACGUUCCUCGAGCCCCCUGUGGUCUACUGUUGCUGGCAAACGAUGCUCGAGGCAUCACAUUGGGCGGCAGAGGAGCGGCGAGCAGACCACGUCAACACAAAGUGUGACCCUCGCCUGUUCAGGCUUGUGCUUCCUGCCUGUGCUUCCUGCCCCGUGAAAGGGAGGGAGUCUUUUGGAACUGGGGUACGAUGUGGCAUCACACACACCAUCCGUCUCGUUCGGAAGAACGGGGAUAGGGGGCGGUACGAUGAUACAUCAUGUUCGUACGACUAGACUCGUAUCUCCUGAUCAGAGAGUGAAUCCUGUGCUGGUCGAUCACGGAAGACGGCAUGAGUGUGGUGCAGCGCGGUACGAGAGUCGCUCCCGGUCGACGAGGCCCUCAUGGAUCAGGAAAGCACGUUUGGGUUGGAGCGAUCGCAGCCGCCGCACGAGCGGGGUGAGAAUUGCUUCCC
This is a messenger RNA of Dissoconium aciculare CBS 342.82, 1203 nucleotides long. RefSeq lists its product as uncharacterized. The transcript has a single exon. NCBI's taxonomy places the organism in Eukaryota, Fungi, Ascomycota, Dothideomycetes, Mycosphaerellales, Dissoconiaceae. The record is from RefSeq and is a predicted model, not a curated record. The coding region runs from base 220 to 858 and encodes 212 amino acids.